CAGGCGCCGCCCUUAACGUCCUCACCCCUCCCCACCAAGUUAGCGCUGCCCAACCCAGAACCAGGGCCCUGAUUGGCCCAAGAUGGUUUAGGGCCGGAAGUCAAGCCUAGAGGGCGUGACUUAGUAAUACCUCCUAUCCGGAUUUUUGGUUGAGGAGUCCGCUGUGGUCAAGCCAGCCUGAAAAUCCCGGGAAGCCUAUAUCUAGUCACAUAUGGCUAGUGAAGCGGAACACGGAGAUGAGUACCAAGAUGUUCCUGUGGAACCCACAGAAAAUGAGAACAAGCAGCCGCCUGAAGGAGAGCAGGCCCCAGGGGGCUCCACCAGGGUCCCGCAGCCUCUGGAGGAGCUGGGGGCCCUUCAGCUAGAUAUGGAACCCCUGAAUGCACGAGCUAGCAGGGCCUUCGCUCGUCUGAAAAGCAAGCUGGGGCAGAGGCGGAAGUCUCACCUGGAUCGCAGAAGCACCCUCAUCCAGGCCAUCCCUGGUUUCUGGGCCCAAGCUUUUGUGAAUCAUCCCCAGUUAUCAUCUGUGAUCAGUGAGCAAGAUGAAGACAUGCUUAGCUACAUGAUCAAAUUGGAGGUGGAGGAAAGUAGGCAUCCUAAUCAUGGCUGCAAGAUCAUGUUCUUCUUCCGACUAAAUCCCUACUUCUGGAACAGAGUUAUCAUAAAGGAAUAUCUCCUUAGCACCACUGGUUACAGAGCAUCUCACUCCACCCCAAUUCAGUGGUAUCAAGAUUACAUGCAAGAGGCUCUCACCCGCAGGCACCAUGACAGCAGCAUUAACUUUUUCAACUGGUUUUCUGAGCACAAUUUUGCAGAAUCAAACUGGAUUGUUAAGAUCAUCACUGAGGACCUGUGGCGCAAUCCCCUGCCGUAUUACAUGACAGGGAACCACGGAGACAGGGCUCUCCGAGUUCUCUCAGCUGGGUCUGACACAGCUCCAGACGUUACCUUAGAGCAGUGAAACUCCUAGGAAGCUGAUUCAGACCAGGAGAGAGGUCUUUGCGAUGGUCUCCUGAGCAGAAAACAAUGUGCAGUCAACAAGACACCAGGAAAGAUACCUGGGAGGAUAUCAAAGGGGAAAUAAAUCCAGA
This is a messenger RNA of Tupaia belangeri chinensis (Chinese tree shrew), 1091 nucleotides long. RefSeq names its product testis-specific Y-encoded protein 3-like. The record is from RefSeq and is a predicted model, not a curated record. The coding region runs from base 212 to 961 and encodes 249 amino acids. Gene Ontology annotation, biological process: nucleosome assembly. The transcript has 8 exons. Lineage: Eukaryota; Metazoa; Chordata; Mammalia; Scandentia; Tupaiidae. Gene Ontology annotation, cellular component: nucleus.